Molecule: messenger RNA, 516 nt
Organism: Acanthosepion pharaonis
Lineage: Eukaryota; Metazoa; Mollusca; Cephalopoda; Sepiida; Sepiidae
Source: the annotation of a GenBank genome assembly
AUGUUAUUCUUUCAUUUUUUCUUUCACAUUUUCAUCCUUCAAUUUCUUUCUAUUUUAUUCUCUCAUUCUAUUUAUUCUUUACAGUCUUUCACUCUUGUUUCUUCAUUGUUUUUAAUUUAUUCCAUUCCAUUUCAUUAUGUAGUUAUUAUUCUUUCUUUAUUUACUUUCUUUUAUUCUCUUAUUCCACAUAUUUUUUUACUUUCUCUUAUUCUCUUAUUCUGCACAUUAUUUACUUUCUUUUAUUCUCUUAUUCUGCAUAUUAUUCACUUUCUUUUAUUCUCUUAUUCCGCAUAUUAUUUACUUUCUUUUAUUCUCUUAUUCCACAUUUUAUUUACUUUCUUCUAUUCUCUUAUUCUGCAUAUUAUUUAUUUUCUUUUAUUCUCUUAUUCUGCACAUUAUUUAUUUUCUUUUAUUCUCUUAUUCCACAUUAUUUACUUUCUUCUAUUCUCUUAUUCCACAUAUUAUUUACUUUCUUUUAUUCUCUUAUUUGCAUAUUAUUUACUUCUAUUUACAUGA